Quercus lobata is the source of this 3352-nucleotide messenger RNA. Its product is annotated as transcriptional corepressor SEUSS-like. The record is from RefSeq and is a predicted model, not a curated record. Lineage: Eukaryota; Viridiplantae; Streptophyta; Magnoliopsida; Fagales; Fagaceae. The coding region runs from base 263 to 2965 and encodes 900 amino acids. The transcript has 10 exons.
CAGACAGCGAGUGAGUGAGUGCAUAUAUAUAUAUAUAUACACACACACACACACACACACACACACACAGUGUUGAAGUAAGAGAGAGUGAAACCUCAGAGACUCUUAGUUAGAAGAACUAAAGAAAAAAAAUGUGUUUACGGACGCUUCUACAAUGAAGAGGAACGUUUAGAAAAACUAUAAAAACAAAACAAAGUGUUCACAUUGAGACAGGUAUAAGUGAGUCAUUUUGGUGAAUAGGUACAGUUUUGCUGCUGGCAAAAUGCAUCCAUCCAGAUCUUCAACACCAGUUGAUGGUGCCCAGUCUGUUUCACCUGCGCUAAUUCAAUCAAAAUCUGCCAUUUUGGGAUCUCAAGGGGGUCUAUUGCCUCCACAAGCAGCAUUUUCUUCAGUUGGACCUCCACGUGAAUGUAACUUGAAUUUGGUUGGCCAUGCACCUAAUGUUUCAUCUUUUCUCAAUCAAACAUUUGGCAGUGGGGGAUUGAACACCAGCAUCUCUGGUUUGGGUGUUUUCCAAAGAGGAAGUGGUGAUACCACUGCUGGCUCUGAUUCUCUUUCGACUGGAGCAAAUGACAUUGGUUUCAGUCCUCCAAUAUUUGCGCCAUCAAACAUGACAAAUUCUGGUUCAUCCAAUCAAUUUCAAAAUUCUCAAAUAUCAACCUCUUAUAGGAAUCCAAUGUUGCCAGAUCAACAACAAUCUCAAGUUAAGAAAUUUGAGUCACAGAAGUUCCAGCAUAGAUCAAUGCAACAGUCAUCUGUUUUGUUCAGCCAACCACAGCCACAUCAACUGCAACAGCAACAGCAGCAGCAGCAGCAGCAAUUCCAGUUGAUUCAAGGUGGGUUAGGGGGUGUGCGCACUGUAAAGUUGGAGCCACAGAUGUUCAAUGAUCAGAUUGGCCCUCAACAACAGUUGCAGUCUGUGCAGAAUGUUGGUUCAGUAAAGCCAGAGCCCCAACAGAACCAGAUGGGAAGAAGCAUACGACCUAUCAAAUUAGAACAUCAUCAUUCUGACCAAGUGAUGCUUUUGCAGCAGCAACAACAUCCUUUCCAUCAAAGGUCCAGGCAGUCUUCUCAAGCUGUCAAUGCACAAAUGAGUUUUUUGCAGCAGCAGCGAAUUAUGCAGCUGCAGCAACAAGAGAACCAACAACUCUUGAAGACUGUUCCUGAGCAACAGCCCCAUCUAUACAAACAGUUUCAACAGCAGACCUUGCCCAUUAGAUCUGCUGUGAGACCUAUAUAUGAACCGGGAAUGUGUGCUCGGCGUUUGUCACAAUACAUGUAUCAGCAGCAGCACCGACCUGAAGAUAACAAUAUUGAAUUCUGGCGGAAAUUUGUUGCUGAAUUUUUUGCUCCAAAUGCGAGGAAGAAGUGGUGUGUUUCAUUGUAUGGAACUAGCCACCAAACGAAUGGUGUUUUCCCUCAGAAUUUGCAGGAUGUAUGGCACUGUGACAUAUGCAAUUGCAAGCCUGGUCGUGGUUUUGAAACAACUGUGGAGGUUCUGCCCAGGCUAUUCAAAAUCAAGUAUGAUAGUGGUACUUCACAAGAGCUUCUUUUUGUUGAUAUGCCCCAUGAAUAUGAAAAUACAUCUGGUCAAAUUGUCCUUGAGUAUACAAAAGCAAUACAAGAAAGUGUUUUUGAGCAACUUCGUGUUGUAUGGGAUGGUCAACUUCGUCUUAUUUUCUCUCCAGAUCUAAAGAUUUUCUCCUGGGAGUUUUGUGCACGACAUCAUGAGGAGCUCAUCCCUCGAAGGAUACUAAUACCCCAGCUUAGUCAGGUUGGAGCUGCUGCUCAAAAAUACCAAGCAUCUGCUCAAAAUGCAUCAACCAACUCAUCUUCACAAGAUUUACAAAUUAAUUGUAAUAUGUUUGUUGCAUCUGCUCGUCAAUUAGCAAAAACCUUGGAGGUGCCUUUAGUCAAUGAUGUAGGGUAUACAAAAAGAUACGUUCGAUGCCUUCAGAUAGCGGAAGUGGUUAAUGUUAUGAAGGAUCUGAUUGAUUAUAGUCAACAGACAGGAAAGGGACCCAUAGAAAGUUUAGCCAACUUCCCUUGUGUGGCCAGCUCAUUAUCUAAGCCGCAUAAUUCAGUUCAGCAAAUUAAUGAGCAGCAGCAAAUUAUGGAAGAGAAAAUUAAUGAUCAAUCAUUACAGGGAACUGCCAUGCAGCCUUCUUCAAAUAAUUGUGUUAUAAGUGUAAACAAUUCCCAGUCCACAACAUCCACCUUGACCUCUGCCACCUCUGUUGUUGGGCUUCUCCAUGAGAACUCCAUGAACUCUCGGCAUGAAUAUCAAAUGAACACUCCAAGCAGUCCUUAUGCUGGGACCCCUGGUCAGAUUCCAUCUGCAGGGUCCUCAACCACCAUGCCUCCAGACCAACUCAAUCCCUCUUCUCCCUUCUUAUCUCCAACUUUAUCCUCUUCCUAUAAUCCCCCUCAAACCUCUCAUAAUGCAUUAACAGUAUCGGCCACUUCAAGCCACCGUAUCAAUUUAGCAAAUUCACCGAAGCAAAUCCCGUUACAGCAUUCAUCUCAGUCAGAAGCCAACCUAAAUGAAUCCCAGAGCUCUAUUGAGAAAAUCCUACAAGAAAUAAUGAAUUCAUCACAGUAUAAUGGAGACAGUAGCAUGGUCUCUGUUGGAUCCUUGGGGAGUAAUAUGAACAAUGUGAACAGUCAUAGCAGUGCACUCACCAGUACCAACUCCCUAGUGGGGAAUGGAAUUGUCAAUAAGAACAAUUCAGGUCUUCCUUGUGGAAGAUUUGGAAACCAGAGUGGUAGCAUUGGUCUUUCUAACAACGCUAGUGGAAUGAGGACUGCCAUGGGGAAUAACUAUGGCACUUUGACUGGAAGGGUAGGCGUGCCAUUGAUGCCUCAGGAUGCUAACAUGAACCUUGAGCAACAAGAAUUGGCUAAUGGGUUUCUUAAUACAGUAAAUGGUUUCAAUGGUCCCCAAUUUGAUUGGAAGUAUCCCUAGAGACGCUGGUUAGAUUUGCUCAUCAAGCAAGUUGCUUGCGCCUACUGAUAUGUUCUUGUGCCAUAUGAAUCCAAGAUUGCUCCCUACCGUAUCAUUUUGGAUUUGGAGGUCUCAUGCAAAGGUACAAGAGGUUUCUCACAUCCAGUACGAAAGACACAAUCUAUAAAAAGAUACUGCAGCAGCUGACUGCUAAUCAACUCUGGGACAAGGAGAGAACAAGCCUGAACUUUCUUACUGUCUUAAGUUUUGGUGCAAAAAGUUUACUCCUUUCUUUAUAACCUUAAUUUUACUCCAUUGGGCUUUUAGGAAAAAAAGUGAUCGGCAGAAAUUUGUAUAUAAGGCCAUCUUGCUUUAUUGAUGAAAAUCAGUGACCUUGAUCUUGAUAUC